GAAGGGACAGUUCAGGACAUGGUUUUAUCUGAGCUGGGCUGUUUUUGUUUUGUGUUGUGUUGUUUAUUUUUGGAAGAAGUGUUGUUAUGAGUCUGCAGAAGGGAAACUAGUUUAGGUUUGAUCAAGAGGCUGUGAAAUGUGCUUCCCAUUAGGAGAUGGCAAAGAAUGUCAUAAUCAGAGGGCAGCCUUAUAACCACAACGAGCUGCUGGCUUGGCUCAAUGAAACUUUAGAGACCAGCUUCACCAAGGUGGAGCAGUUAAGCACAGGUGCCGCCUACUGUCAGCUGAUGGACUGGUUGUUUCCCGGAUCCCUGGACUUUUCCAGCGUCCAGUUCCAAAGCGAUGACAUUGAACUCGCCUCGGUCCACAACUUAAGUUUACUGAAGACUGCCUUCUCAAAAAUUGGAGUGAACAAAUACGUCCCCUCUAUUGCGCUGAUGAGGUGGGGGUUCACCGUGUCUCUGGACUUCCUGCAGUGGUUCAAGCUCUUCUUUGACAGGAAUAACAAAGGCAGGGAGUAUCAUGCCUUAGAGGCCAGAGGUGGACAAAGUUUGGUUUGUGCUGUCCCAGAUGACAUAACUGUGAAGGAACCCAGAAAAGAAGCACCAGUAAAGAACAUGUAUCAGAACGGAGAUGUGAUUUUACUGACAUCUUCUGAAGAGGAGGAGGAAGUGGAGAUGGUGGAGCAACUCAAGUGUGUUCAGAAAACCCCAAUAAAGAGGGAAGAGGAGGCACGAGACGAUUUGACGGUCUUCAUCAAAAGAUACUGCUGUGAUACUUUGCACAGAACCGACCCAGAAGACAUCGUCCAGGCCUGUUCAGACACUCCUUACUGCCUGUAUCUGUACGUGGAGGUGGAGCUGAGUGCAGGAAAGAGCUCGAACAUCGUCCUGAUUGGCUACGUCGACCAGAGCUCAGGUGUUAGCGUGGUGAGGCCACUGCAUGCUCUGCAGAUGAGCGUCGAUGUCGGUCCACAAAUCUCAGCAGACAGGGAAGCUACGAGAGCAGAUUCUGAUGCUCACCUUCUGGUUGAGGCGGUGACGACUCUCGGCCUUCCUCUGUCCAACCUCGCCGUGUUUUACUGCGACGCUCCUCAUCCAACGAGUCGAGCGUUCGCGUCCCACCUCCGGUUAUUUAACCCUCGCUUCAUAUCCGUCUGUGGCCUCUCUGGAAUGGCAGGGAGAGCCUGCCACGCCGGACUCCAGGCUUCCUUCAGCAAUGUGGUCGACCUGGUUGGAGACAUCUACCAUUACUACUCCAGCUGCUCCUCCGUCAGCGGCAGCCUGAAGGAGCUGUUUGCCGGUGCGGAGCCUUAUGAUCUGUCCCGUCCCGUCUCAUCACAGUGUUUGUUCAUCAUCCUCACUGUGCAGAAGAUGGUCGGCUGCUGGAGGGGUUUGGUGGAUUAUUUUAAAUCGCUCCAAGGCAGCGACGCUGCCUUGAUCAGAACGCAGCUGAUGAACCAUGAAGUCCAGCUGCACUUCCUGUUCCUGUCCCACGCUCUGGAGCCGCUGCGAGCUCUCCAGGAGCUGCAUCAGUGUGGCGCUGCAGGCGUCACCGCGGAGCUCCAGCUGACCUCCUCGCUACUCAACGCCUUCGCCGCCAGCGUCCUGCAGCCGUCUGCUGCCGAGCGCUUCCUGAGGAAGCGGGACGCGGAUCUGCUCCAGAGCAGGAAGUACCUGCUGCCCCCAGCAGAGGUGGCCGUGGGCUCUCAGGCCAAAGAGUUUCUGUGGGCGACUCCUGUGGUGGAUCUGGGGGAACAGGACCGCAUUGACUUCCUGAACCGUGCUCAGCGUUUCUACAGAACGGUGCUGGGAAGUUUAGUGGAAAGCAUCCCUGAGCUGCUGUCAGAUGUGGUGCUGAGGAAUAUUGGCUUGGUGCUGGAACAUCCCAAAUAUACGAGCGAUAAUAAAAUCAUCAGAAACGUCCUGUUGGAGUUGGCGGUUCAGCUGGGUCUGUGUGGCGCCGGCUCUCCAGGAUCACAUCAGCUGGAAACCGACUACCUCAGCUUCAGUCAGGCGGUGAAGGAGGAACAGAGGAGAACGAAUGGAGAAGAUCUCAGCCAGGCCAAAACGCUGCGUAUUAUGAGACGAUACUCUGGUCUGUAUAGACUCCAGCUGACCCUCCUGGCUCUGCCCAGCUCUCUGUGCAGGAAACAGGUGUUCGCUAAGAUGUCCAACAGCAUCAAGGCUCUCAGCGACAGCAAAGAAACCCCCAAAGCCUCCCCUCAACCUCGACGUCGACCCCGACCCCGACCCCAGAUCCGGAGAAGGAAACUACCAGUCCGGGCAGCUUAUAGACAGAAGGAGAAAGAAGAAGAGCAGAGUUCAUCAGAGGACAGCGACAGAGCUCCAGUCAAACCUCUUCUACAAACUCAACAACAGAAACACCACAACAGUAUGGAGGACUCGGACUACACAGACAAUUCCUCAGAUGUGGUCGAAGAGUUGAAUAUGUCUCGGAGCAGCAGACUAACACCAGCAAUCCCUCCAGGAAAUUUCCCAGCUGAGUCGAUUUACAUGGUGAGCAGCGAUGAAGAGGAUUCCUGCACAGAUCCCAGAACACCAACCUCAGCAGCAUCACUGGAAAAAACGAUUGGGGAGCUGGUCUGGGUUCAGGUGGACAGAUUCCCUCCGUGGCCCGGUGUCAUCGUACCCGACAGGGGAAAUACUCAACAUCCGAGCUACAGGAUGGUGCAGUGGUUCGGGCGGGAAAUGCCCUCUUGGGAGAAUUUGAAGGUUCUGAAACCUUUCGCUGCCUUCGACCAGCACUUCUCUGUUAGCUCCUUCAGCGUCGUCGCCUCCUACAAAAACGCCGUCUCCUUGGCCCUGCAGGAGGCAGCUCUGCGUUGUAAAAAGAAGUUUUCUGCACAUCCUGAGGACAAAGAUGAGCAGCUGACUCAGAUGUUAGACUGGGCCUUUGGAGGAUUUCGACCUUCUGGGCCGGACGGACUCAAACCUACAGCGUCUUUAAACGGAAACCCUGACCAGAACACAAACCACAGUCCAAAGGCGAAGAAGAAGCUCAUCCUGAAGGCCACGUCCUCUCCUGACUCCUUCAGUCCUCUGAGCAACAACAGCGUCAAGAUGAGGGAAGUGGUCGUCUCCUUAAACAGACUCUCGACCAGCUUUGUUGAAAAGUUCUCCCGGGAAGUGAUGAAGACCCCUCGAGGAAGAGGAAGAAGAGCAAGAGGAAGAUGGGUUUCAGAGAUUGAGAAACAAGGGAAGGGAGGAUGGGAGGCAGAGAAGGAGGACUGGGGAGGAGAAUGGGAGAAGGAGAAGGGAGGAUGGGGGAAGGGGAGGGGAAGAGGAGGGAAGGGUCCCAGGAAGAAAUAUGGUCUGUUCUCUGGAUUUGAUGCCGACAUGUCGCCAGACUUUGUGCCCAACAGGAAGAAGGCCUACGCAAAAAUCUACAACAAGGUGAAUGAGAAGACCAACACCGUCUACACACAGCCGGACCAGAAAGUCCGAGAGGAUACCAUUCGCAGGAUCAUGGACAUGAAGCUGGACAUCGAUGGCUACUGUUUGUGUUGUGGAACAGACAAUGUUGAGAUCUUCCACCCGCUUUUCAAAGGCAGUCUCUGCUUGAAGUGUAAAAACAACUUCACAGAGACUCUGUUCCGCUACGACGAGGACGGAUACCAGUCGUACUGCACCAUCUGCUGCUACGGACUGGAGGUCAUUCUGUGUGGCAACAACAGCUGCUGCAGGUCUUUCUGCGAGGACUGUCUGAACAUCCUCGUCGGCUCGGGGACGUUUGCUUCGCUGAAGCUUCUGGACCCGUGGAUCUGCUACUUGUGUCAGCCUCACCGACCCCACGGCGCUUUGGUUCCCCGAGAGGACUGGAGCAUCCGAGUUCAGGAGCAGUUCGCCAACAACAGCGCCAUGGAGUUUGAGCCUCACCGUGUUUAUCCAUCUAUUCCUGCAAACCUGCGCCGACCAGUUCGAGUUCUGUCGCUGUUUGACGGCAUAGCAACAGGCUACCUGGUUCUGAAGGAUCUCGGCUUCAAGGUAGAGAAAUAUGUUGCUUCGGAGGUUUGUGAGGAUUCCCUCGCUGUGGGGAGCAUCAACCACGACAGGAAGAUCAUCCACGUUGGUGACGUCCGGCUCAUCAACCAGGAAUACAUCGAUCAAUGGGGUCCGUUUGAUUUGCUGAUCGGUGGCAGCCCCUGUAACGACCUCUCCAUCGUCAACCCCAUCAGGAAAGGCCUGUACGAGGGCACCGGCCGGCUGUUCUUUGAGUACUACCGCAUCCUUCAGCUGCUGAAGCCCAAAGAGGACGACCCCAGACCGUUCUUCUGGCUCUUUGAGAACGUCGUCUUCAUGAACACUCACGACAAAGUCAACAUCUGUCGCUUCCUCGAGUGUAACCCGGUGCUGGUGGACGCCGUCAAAGUGAGUCCGGCUCAUAGAGCUCGUUACUUCUGGGGAAACAUCCCCGGCAUGAGCAGGCCCAUCAUUGCCUCCCAGAAAGACAAGUUGAAUCUCCAGGACUGUUUGGAGAUUGGUAGAGAAGCGAGGGUGACGAAGGUGAGGACGAUCACCACCAACCCAAACUCUCUGAAGCAGGGAAAAAACGUGUCUCAGCUGCCCGUCCUCUAUAACGGCAAAGAGGACACCCUCUGGAUCACCGAGCUGGAAAAGAUCUUUGGUUUCCCCAAACAUUACACCGACGUCAGGAACAUGAACCGGCAGCAGAGGCAGAAGGUUCUGGGGAAGGCCUGGAGCGUCCCGGUCAUCCGACACCUCUUCGCUCCACUCAAGGACUACUUUGCCUGCGAGGAACUUCCUCCUAUGACCAACUCUUCCACCUCCUUCACCUCCAACUCCUUCACCUCCAACUCCUCCAUCUCCAACUCCAACUCCAUCCCCUUCUCAAUCUCCAACUCCUCCACCUCCAACCCCUCCAUCUCCACCUCCAUCUCCUCCACCUCCAACUCCACCUCCAUCUCCAACUCCAUCUCCUCCACCUCCUCCAUCUCCAACUCCAACCCGUUCUCCAUCUCCAACUCCUCCACCUCCAACCCCUCCAUCUCCACCUCCAUCUCCAACUCCAACCCCUCCAUCUCCAACUCCGUCUCCAACUCCAACCCCUCCAUCUCCACCUCCAUCUCCAACUCCAACCCCUCCACCUCCUCCAUCUCCCCACCUUCUCCUGCCUCUCCAGACGUGCAGCAGUCCAGAUAGUGGAGGCAUUUCUGGGACCACAGAGUGACGACAGAUGGAGGAGGAGAAUCAGAAAAAAGCCAGAUAUCUGCUUUGAUAAUCGGUCUGUCCCUUGUUUUCUCCCCCAUAUGUUCAAGAAGUUCUCAGCAGAAAUGUUCUGAGCAGUAAAUUCCAGCUCACAAUCGUUCUUUUGUGGAUAGGCGCCACACAGACGUUUUGUAAGACGUCCAACAUGUCGUCACUUUGACCCCCACAGAUCCCCUCAGUCUGGGUCUCAAUACGGCAGAUUAGAAUCCACUUCUGGGUUUGCUCUCCACUUACUGGAUGAUUAACAUGCACAUUUUAGCACAUUUCAGCUCAGGAGAACUCAUUAUUACCUUUUCUAAACAAGUCUGUGGUCCAUUCUGUCCAAGAAUCUCAUCAAAACGUACUUAAAGGUGCUACAUCUAAUCUUAUGUCUCAGAUUUUCUCACUGAGAUUUAACUUAUGGCAGCUAUAAUGCAAUAAAAACAAUUAAAAAACAUAAAAAUGAAAGUAAGAAAGAAGUUUCUAAAAACCUGAAAUUAACACGUCCAAGUUCCCACAGGUGUUGCUAAUUUUAGGGUAGGACAGAGACAAAAAUGGCACAAAAAGAUACAAAAUGAUUGUAAAAGAUACACAAAUGAUGUAAAAUAAUUCAAAAAUGACACUAGAAGUUAUGAAAAUGACACAAAAAGAUGCAAAAAUGUCACAAAAAGACACAGAAAGGUCACAAAAAAUGUCACAAAGAUACAAAAAUUACACAAAGAUGCAAAAAUGUCACUAAAAGAUUCAAAACAUUACACAAAAAGAUGCAGAAAUUAAAGCACACAUUUUCUUUAAUGGAAUCUGGUUUAUUUUCCCUGAAUUUUUAUACAAGACUUGCAGAUUGAAAUGAUUUUAUCUCCACAGUGGACCUUUGGAAAGUUGAAAAUGUGACCAUUUUUUUCAGUUUUGUUUUUAAUUUGUUUAUACAUUUUUUUAAAUUGCCGCAGCAUUUUUAGUUUUUAACAGAAUCUGGCUCCUGCUAAUGCUUUUUUUUUUAAUUAGCAGAAAUAUCCCCUUUUUUUUCCUGAUGAAACCAAACGUUACAUGAUUAGUUCAAGGACCGUCAUAAAGCUGUAAACCUGGUUCCCACAGGUGUCACUAAUUUCAGAGGGAGAUGGAAAUAUCUUUUAAUUGUUUCCAUAUUCUGGGUUUCUAGCUGUGAUUUCUAGCAGAUUUUUAACACAAUAACUUGACUUUUUAAAACCGCUGGCAGGUUUUGAGGUCCAGAGGUUUAAAUUAAACGGUAAAAUAGGAAACGUGUUUAUCAGAAAAUAUUUUAUGUUUCAUGUUUUUGCUGCUUUAAUGAUGUUUAGACCGUAUUCCUGGGACACAAACAGAACUUCUGCUGUGAAACAAAUGUUCUAUACAUAAAAUGUUUGUACUUCUGUUGCUUUUCUUUAUUUUUUGCUUCUUUUUUCUGAUCUUGUUCCAUCUUUUUGUGCGUUUCUGGACUUUUAUUUUUUCAUUUCUCAAAGUAGCAAAUCACAGCGACGUGGAUUGUGUGUUGAAUUGUGUAGCUUGUCGUCGCUGUGUGUUUUCAGGUGUGUUUGCACUGCCACUUUGCUGCCAACAGAACUGUGAGGAACACAAAAGGCUUCCAGAAGUCUUAACAAAGCCUUACUGAUCUGGGAGCUGCUGUUCUACUGCAGCUGCAAAUAGAGACUGACUCUGGGUUUUAUCAGCUUUUAGAAUCCGUCUUUUUGACUUUUAAUGACUUUUUGACAGUCGGAGAAGCUCAGGUGAUUCUUCUGGCAGUGGAAGUCGUUGCAUAAACACUGGUCCACUGGUGCUUUUUAGACCACAGGUUCCCACAGGUGUUACUGAUUUCAGAGUAUGACGGUUAGAAUGACACAAAGAGACAAAAAUGAAGGAACUGAAUUAAUUAUCUUUUUACAAAACAUUAUGAACAACCUGAAAUAAAUUCAAUUUCAACAACAUCCAACCUCAGUUUAUCAUUUACACAUUACAAUGUACAGAUCAGAGUGUUAACAAAGGAACACAACAUUUAGUCACAGUUAUCUGGAGCUGAACGAUACAGUAUUUUACUUUGAUCAAAACCACAAAAAAGACAAAAAAUCAAAAACAAGACAAAAUAUUACAUAAAUAAGAUGCAAAAUGACAAAAACGAGAGACAAGACGACAAAAACGAGACAAAUGACAAAAAUCUGACAAAAAAAGGCAAAAUAUUACAAAAAUGAGACACAAUGACAAAUGAACAAUCUAGUAUUUUACUUUCUGAUCAAAACAACUUGUCAUGAUCUAGAAGUUAUUUUAAAUUUAUAGUUUUACUAAUUUACAAUCCUCAAUUAAUGUCUUCUCUGGAAUUUUUACACUUUGAGGGCCGAUUUUGGCCUGCGGGCCGCAUGUUUGACACCCCUGCUUUAAUUCAACCCGUUAUUGAUUAUUGAUCAGCUCCUGAAGCCUCAGAUGUUUGUGAGCUGCAACCAAAAUGUUGAUAUUUAGUCUGUUUUUAUCCUUAUUUCUCCCCUAAUUACUGUAAACUAGUACUACUAGUACUGAUUACUGUAAACUAGUAUUACUAGUAUUAAUGACUGUAAACUAGUCCUCCGUGUACUAGUACUGAAUACUGUAAACUAGUACUACUAGUACUGAUUACUGUAAACUAGUAUUACUAGUAUUAAUGACUGUAAACUAGUCCUCCGUGUACUAGUACUGAUUACUGUAAACUAGUACUAGUACUGAUUACUGUAAACUAGUACUACUAGUACUGCUUACUGUAAACUGGUAUUACUACUAUGAAUGACUGUAAACUAGUCCUCUGUGUACUAGUACUGAUUACUGUAAACUAGUACUAGUACUGAUUACUGUAAACUAGUACUACUAGUACUGAUUACUGUAAACUAGUAUUACUAGUAUUAAUGACUGUAAACUAGUCCUCCGUGUACUAGUACUGAUUACUGUAAACUAGUACUGAUUACUGUAAACUAGUACUACUAGUACUGAUUACUGCGUACUAGUCCUCUGUCUACUAGUACUGAUUACUGUAAACUAGUAUUACUAGUACUGAUUACUGUAAACUAGUACUACUAGUACUGAUUACUGUAUACUAGUCCUCUGUCUAGUAGUACUGAUUACUGUAAACUAGUACUGAUUACUGUGAACUAGUACUACUAGUACUGAUUACCGCGUACCAGUUCUCUGUCUACUAGUACUGAUGACUGUAAACUAGUACUACUAGUACUGAUUACUGUAAACUAGUACUACUAGUACUGAUUACUGCAUACUAGUUCUCUGUCUACUAGUACUGAUUACUGUAAACUAGUACUAUUAGUACUGAUUACUGCAUAGUAGUCCUCUAGUACUGAUUACUGUAAACUAGUACUACGAGGACUGAUUAUUGUAAACUAGUACUCUGUGUACUAGUACUGAUUACUGCGUACUAGUCCUCUGUGUACUAGUACUGAUUACUGUAAACUAGUACUACUAGUACUGAUUACUGUAAACUAGUACUACUAGUACUGAUUACUGCGUACUAGUCCUCUGUCUACUAGUACUGAUGACUAAACUAGUACUACUAGUACUGAUUACUGUAAACUAGUACUACUAGUACUGAUUACUGCGUACUAGUCCUCUGUCUACUAGUAUUGAUUACUGUAAACUAGUAUUACUAGUACUGAUUACUGUAAACUAGUACUACUAGUACUGAUUACUGCAUACUAGUCCUCUGUCUAGUAGUACUGAUUACUGUAAACUAGUACUACGAGGACUGAUUAUUGUAAACUAGUACUCUGUGUACUAGUACUGAUUACUGCGUACUAGUCCUCUGUGUACUAGUACUGAUUACUGUAAACUAGUACUACUAGUACUGAUUACUGUAAACUAGUAUUACUAGUACUGAUUACUGCAUACUAGUCCCAUCUACUAGUACUGAUUACUGCGUACUAGUCCCCUGUCUACUAGUACUGAUUACUGUAAACUAGUACUAUGAGGACUGAUUAUUGUGAACUAGUACUCUGUGUACUAGUACUGAUUACUGAAUCAUGAAUCGUAGUUUUACUUCAUUUUUGCAGGUUUUUACAGGUUUAACUCAGGAUGUCACUUUUAUCUGUUGUAAAUAUUAUUGAUUAAUUGGGAAGUAAUUAAGUGGAAAUAUUGUUUUUUGUUGUUAAAAUCAACUAAAUAAAUA
This is a messenger RNA of Amphiprion ocellaris (clown anemonefish), 9375 nucleotides long. RefSeq lists its product as uncharacterized. Gene Ontology annotation, molecular function: DNA binding; DNA (cytosine-5-)-methyltransferase activity, acting on CpG substrates; protein binding. The coding region runs from base 156 to 5183 and encodes 1675 amino acids. NCBI's taxonomy places the organism in Eukaryota, Metazoa, Chordata, Actinopteri, Pomacentridae. Gene Ontology annotation, biological process: negative regulation of transcription by RNA polymerase II. The record is from RefSeq and is a predicted model, not a curated record. Gene Ontology annotation, cellular component: nucleus. The transcript has 27 exons.